This is a messenger RNA of Sinocyclocheilus anshuiensis, 2686 nucleotides long. Its product is annotated as coiled-coil domain-containing protein 61. The transcript is spliced from 14 exons. Lineage: Eukaryota; Metazoa; Chordata; Actinopteri; Cypriniformes; Cyprinidae. The record is from RefSeq and is a predicted model, not a curated record. Gene Ontology annotation, cellular component: ciliary basal body. The coding region runs from base 222 to 1799 and encodes 525 amino acids.
AGUUUUAAAUUCCCGGUCAUUGAGCCGCUGUUUUCAGUUGUUCGAGCUCAGUAACGACCAGUUUACUGAACAUGCUUUCGAUAAAUUAGCAGAGAGGAGAUUUUAAUUUGUUUUCUAUUUUUGAUACUUAUUCCAUCGACGUUUUAAAUGUAGAGUCUUAAUCGAACAGCUCGUGCCUGCCUAACACUUUUCCACCAAUAACGGGCUGUCAGUGGCAAGCAAUGGAGGUUGGCACAGUUGUGCAGGAAGAAAUUAAAUUUCGAGGGGCUGAAUAUGCUGUCAAGGUCGAGAUGGUAGAGCGGCUACUAAUCAUAGAGAUUUCAGAUGUUGUUACAGCAGCCCAGUGGAGAGGAGAGUUUGAUCCUGCCUAUAUUGAGGACCUGACCCGGAAAACUGGGAAUUUUAAACAGUUUCCAGUAUUCUGCAGCAUGCUUGAGUCUGCUGUCAACAAGUCCAGUGAAUCAGUGACCCUUGACCUCUUGACCUAUUCUGACCUCGAGCUUCUGCGGAACAGAAAGGCAGGUGUAGUUGGCCGACCUCGUGCUCAGCCACAGUCUCCUGCCCUCAGUGCUAAACGAUACCUCAUCCUCAUCUACACUGUGGAGUUUGACAGGAUACACUAUCCUCUUCCACUUCCAUAUCUGGGCAAACCUGAUCCUGCAGAGCUUCAAAGAGAGAUCAGAGCUCUGAGGGCCGAGCUGAAAACACUGGGACUGAGAGGAGACCACAAAGUAUCAGACCAGGAAACACACAAGCUCCGUGCAGAGUUGGCUUUGGUGAGAGAUGAAAAGGAAGCCUUGGCCAAGGCUCUGGAUCGUCUACAGAUGGUAGGGGCUGGUUCUACUCCUGGGGCUCGUGGGCUCAGAGAGGCAGUGCGCAGCCUGGAGGAACAGCUGCUGAAGGAAAGGGCAAAAAGCCAGCGCUCUGCAAGCAAGAGGAGCCAAGAACAGCGCCUCCUUCUGGAACAGUUGGAGGAACUCCGAGCAUCAGAGCGGGCUCUACGGAUACGUGUUAAAAGUCUGACCACUGAGCUGGCCUUGUUAAGACGCGGUCGAGCGAUGCCAGUCAUGUCUGGCCGAAGUGGUCUCAGGGGUGAUGGAGAGGUUCAUCGGUCUUUAUCCAGAGAGCGCAGUUUGACCCGUGUGGGGGUAAGAGCGCGCUCGGGGUCGAGGGAGAGGAUGGAGGACAGGACUCGGAGGUCAGAGGAGAGAAUUAGGAGGGCAGACUCUUCAGGGUCUCGGAAUUGCAUCACAAGACCCUCACCAUCUCCAACAGGGUCACGGGUGCCUCGGUUUGACCCUACGGCUUUCAUUCAAGACCGACAACGACGCCAAAAAGAGACCGAGAUGAAGAACAUUGCCCUGUCUGUGAGCAGGAAUGCGGUUUACUUUGAAAGUCAGAGGAAGAUUAGAAGGGACAUGCUGGCUUCACCGUCUCUGAUGGAAAGAGGGCGUUCACGCUCCAGGGAGCCCGUUCCUCAGCUGAUGAGAGCAGGAAGUGCUGGCAGGAGGAGGAGUGUGUCUGUGGAGAGCAGGAGGAGUCGGUGCUCUUCAGAAGGAUCAGUAGCCGAGUUUGAAGAGCUUGCUAAGCCUCUAAAUAGCAGAGGAAGGAAACUGGCAUAUAAUGGUCCAGCUGUGUCCAGAGGAAGACACAUAAACAAAAAACCAAUGUGUAGCACCCCGGCCCAAAGGAUGAGAGCGGCAGACACAUCUAUUGACACGGGUGCUGACCUGUCAGAGAUUGACGCUCGACUCCAGGCCCUGCAGGACUACAUGCGGGACCUUGACACGGGACACUAAUCUCGAUGGAUUUAGAUGUCGAUCAAGGCUUUUUGCACAAAGACUGAGACUGAAAACUUGUACAAUCAUUUCUUUCAAACACUGUGUACAGACGUGUCUGUAUCAUAGUCAUUCAUACAAAUGAGACUCGAACGGCGUUUAUUUUCUUUAUCCCUAAUGUAACUUUUGGGCUUGACUCAAAAUGCAGUUAUGGUGGCUUUGUGAAGGGGAUUCUUGAGACUGUUGCCAUAUAAGACUUGAAGUAAACCAGAAGUGUCCAAAAGUAUGACCUCAGGAUAUACCGUUUUUAACACAUUCCUCUGUACAUUUUAUGAAUUAGUGUUUGUUUGACCAUUGUUAUUGUUUUAUAUAUAUAUUAGUCUGUGUUUUAUGUCCGUUUUAGAUGCUCUCAUAUUUAGUUUUUGUGAGAUACUGAAAAACAAAGCUUUUUUUAUAUAAAAGGAUUUUGCAGUUCAUGUCUAUUCUUUACAGACACUUUGGAAUUAUAUCACUGAGCAUAUUGGAAUGUGAUAUGCUUUUUAUUUAUACAGGUUAUUGUUCCUAUAACAACUGAUAAAGGAUGGCAUUAGCAAUAGCAACACUAUGGUUAUAGAUUUGAUUCCAAGGUAGUGAUAAAGUGGAUGUCUUUAUAAGUUGCCUAGUAAGCAUCUGCCAAAUGCAUAAAUGUACAUGCUGCAGAGAUCAUGUCUUUUGGCAUGUAACAUUGCUUCAUUUGUGGCCAUUUAAUAAUUUUUGCCAUUUCUCACAAAGUCUCUCUCUUCUUUUUAAUGUGACCCCACCAAAAUCUUGUAUGUAGAAUAUCAAAUGCAUUAAAUUAGUCUUUAAUUGUGGUAAUGAGGCUAGAAUUUUCAAACCUUUCUAGAUAUAUAAAAUGACACGAUCAUCUA